AGUCAUGAGGUCUCGUUGUUGGGUCUUCUUCUUCUUCUUCUGGUGCGCCAUGCUGCUGUUGCUUCAAGCCCCACCAUGCAACUGCGCGAAGCAUUCUGACCCUCCCGGUUUGUUCCUGCAUUCAUCCAAAGAGGGUCUCAACCAGUCCAGAGCAGAGGCCAGGGCUUCAAAAAUGGCAGUUUUCAGCCACAGAAGGCUUGUACUGCACGGAUCAUCAUCUGAGUGUACAAACAGAGACAUAAGCAUCUCGCAGAGCAGAGACUCGUCGUCCUCGGGGAUACCCCAGUUCAUAGUCCAAAUCGUGAACACGUGCGCCGCGCCUCGCUGCUCGCCUUCGGGCAUUCACCUCCACUGCGGCUGGUUCGCCUCGGCCAGGGUGGUGAACCCGAGGAGAUUCAAGAGGCUCUCCUACGACGACUGCCUCGUGAACGGUGGCGAGGCCCUGAACCCCAGCCAGAUCGUCCGCUUCACUUACUCCAACUCCUUCAUGUACCCUCUCGUUUUCAAGUACGCCAAGUUUUGCUGAGCAGAGACCAGAGAGAGAUUC
Rhodamnia argentea is the source of this 547-nucleotide messenger RNA. Its product is annotated as TPD1 protein homolog 1-like. Gene Ontology annotation, biological process: cell fate determination. The transcript is spliced from 3 exons. NCBI's taxonomy places the organism in Eukaryota, Viridiplantae, Streptophyta, Magnoliopsida, Myrtales, Myrtaceae. Bases 5 to 526 code for a protein of 173 amino acids. The record is from RefSeq and is a predicted model, not a curated record.